This is a messenger RNA of Anolis carolinensis (green anole), 2049 nucleotides long. RefSeq lists its product as uncharacterized. NCBI's taxonomy places the organism in Eukaryota, Metazoa, Chordata, Lepidosauria, Squamata, Anolidae. The transcript is spliced from 2 exons. The record is from RefSeq and is a predicted model, not a curated record. Bases 222 to 1811 code for a protein of 529 amino acids. Gene Ontology annotation, molecular function: nucleic acid binding; zinc ion binding.
CCCACUGUCAGAACCCUGCUACUAGAGCCUGGAUGUGGCUCUGAGUUUCAGGGUCACUGACAUUGAUAAGACACCUGCGUCCCAGGACUCGGAGGAGAAACGGCUGAUGGACUUGGCGGGGAAUUUGCGCGGGGUUUUACUGAGCGGGAAGAGACUGUUCAAAUGAGGGGGAGGGUAUAUAAAGGAGGGUUGGCCGGAGCCUCCCAUUCUUGGCUUUUCUGAUGUUCAUGUUUCCUACAGUAAAAGUUCCUGGUGAUACCACAGAGAGUCUCGUGUGUUCAUUCAGGAGCGGCUGUGGUGAGCUGACACUAAGCCAAGAAUACGGACACCAUCCCGCUGUAGCGGUGAGGUGUAACAUGCAAGUGGAGGAUGAAGAGCUCUUGGGCGCCGGAGGAGGAAGGUCGGAAAGGGCCACUCCCGAGACGGACGCUGAGUUCCACCAGCUGGCGGCCCUGGCGUCAUCCACCGCUUAUGCCCAGCCAAAUGGGGUAACCCAGAGGCGCGGAGUGGUGCGGGGAGAUAGCACCGGAGGAGAGGAAGGUUCACCUUCCCCAGGCCCGCAAAAGAUGGUGUUUCUGGAGGAGAGGAUGUCGGCGAUGGAGACCACCCUGGCAGUGAUGUCGAGGGCGAUGGAGCGCCUGGCGGUUUUGGCGGAGCCGGAGCGAGGAAGGGAACUCCGGGCUAGCUCAAUGUGGGACGUGAGCAUGGGAAGCAGCCAGGGCUUUGCAGACCUCCCAGCACCGAAGGGAAGGGAAAUGCGAAAGGAGCCCGGUGCCCGGCCCAAGAUCCAAACGAGCCUGACGCGGGUGGAGGAGAGUGACGACGAAGGGGAAAAGCCUCCGAGAAUCCCGGCUACGCUCCCAACUGAGACCCUGGUGCCCCUGGCGAAUGCCGGGCGUGGCACAGGACAAAGGGAAGCAGCAGCGGGGCCCACUGGCCCGCAAGGGGGCUUGCGACGGGCGGAGAAUUGGGGAUUGCCACCACAGGGACCCCUACCGAGACGAGAGGAACUAAGGAUCGAGUUUGGGGGAGAGUCCUCUGAACUGGAUUUUUUCCUGACCACGGUGAGGGGCUAUAUGGAGGACAAUGCCCACACUUUUAGAACGGAAUCCAGCCGGGUACGGGCCAUUGGUGCAGUGUUGAAGAGGGGAGCGGCCAGCUGGUACGUUCAACUACACGCGCGGCGCGACCCAUGUCUGGGGUCACUCCGACGCUUUAUGGGGGCCCUGGAGACCCGUUUCCGAGAUCCACUGGAGCAGAUCCGGGCGAGGGAGGAGUUGAAGACCGUCUCCCAGGGGCAGAGGUCGGUAUCUGAGUAUGCGGAGGAGUUCCAAUGCCUCGCUGAAAAGGUGCCGGAAUGGUCUGCAGUGACAAAGAUAGAACUCUUCAAAGAGGGGCUCAGGCGGGAGAUCCUCUCCUGGGCGGUGCAUCGUGAUGAGCCUGACACACUGCGCGGAUGGAUUCAGCUGGCGGGGCGCAUCGAGACAUCGCUGGCCCAGGCGAGGAGGCACCGAGGAGGGCUACAGCAGCGGCCGCAGAUGAAAGAGGGGAGCCGGAAGGAGGGAUCAACCCCAGCCGGGAGGAGAACGGAGCCGACAGGGAACGUGAGCACCAGCAGGAGGGGCUGCUUCGUGUGCGGCCGUUUGGGCCACAGGGCUGCCGAGUGCUGGCAGAGAAAAGGGGAAGGCGGAGGCCCGCCCAAACCAAGAGCCGUGGCAGGGAAACGCGCCGAGGAAGAACCACCGAUGAGGCACCACUCGGGGGGGUUGGACGAAGGGGAGGAGGACGCCAUGUCAGAACCCUGCUACUAGAGCCUGGAUGUGGCUCUGAGUUUCAGGGUCACUGACAUUGAUAAGACACCUGCGUCCCAGGACUCGGAGGAGAAACGGCUGAUGGACUUGGCGGGGAAUUUGCGCGGGGUUUUACUGAGCGGGAAGAGACUGUUCAAAUGAGGGGGAGGGUAUAUAAAGGAGGGUUGGCCGGAGCCUCCCAUUCUUGGCUUUUCUGAUGUUCAUGUUUCCUACAGUAAAAGUUCCUGGUGAUACCACA